Carassius carassius (crucian carp) is the source of this 1605-nucleotide messenger RNA. RefSeq lists its product as uncharacterized. Gene Ontology annotation, cellular component: cell-cell junction. Gene Ontology annotation, biological process: homophilic cell-cell adhesion. Gene Ontology annotation, molecular function: ionotropic glutamate receptor binding. The record is from RefSeq and is a predicted model, not a curated record. Bases 368 to 1342 code for a protein of 324 amino acids. The transcript is spliced from 6 exons. Lineage: Eukaryota; Metazoa; Chordata; Actinopteri; Cypriniformes; Cyprinidae.
AAUGAUUUCUGAAGGAUCAUGUGACACUGAAGACUAGAGUAAUGACUACUGAAAAUAUUUGCAAUAUCCAUUACUUUAUAAUAAUAUUUCACUAUUUUUACUGUAUUUUUAGAGUGACUUUCGAAAAGAUUUUUAACGAUCACAGAUUUUGAAUGGUAGUGUAUAGAUCUACCCUCAUAUUUUAGGUAGGGGGUUCCUCAGCACAUUUGUGGGUCUGUGCCAUAAAGUUUACAAGCCCUGAUUCAGCAGAUGCUUACUUAUUUAACACUACAGGGACAGCUGUACUAUUCACUGUGUGUGUUAUGGAGAAACAGUGAGAGCGAGGGUGGGAGAUAAAGGGAGAGAGAACGAGAACUGCCCCCCUUUAAUGCCCAAUAACCCAGAUAUGCCUGUCCAGUACGAGCCAGUGAGUUUUGAAGGGGGAAACACACAGAUCCUCUCAGUGAUGGGCUGUACAGGAUGGAGGCUCCUCUGGUUGGCCUGCACGGCAUCCACUCUUCUUCAAUAUGGUGCAGUCCGGGUGACCGUGAGCGAGUCUAGUGUGGACGUUGUGCAGGGAGAUUCUGUCACGCUGUCCUGUUCAUUCUUCACCAUGAUGCCCUUGUACAGACUCAGCAUCAUCUGGACCCUGACCCCGCUCUCAGACCCCGACUCCCCCAUACAGGUGAUCGUGUAUGAUAACGGACAGGUGAUUGAAAGCCCUUCGUUCACGGGCAGGGUGGGGUUUGUAGGAACGCCCUGGAGUGCGGGCAUCAUUCUGAACUACACGCGUGUCUCUGACGCCGGAGUCUAUCGCUGUGUGGUCAGCAACCCACCUGAGACUGGAGACCCGGGCAUAGGAGAGCUCAGCCUCACUGUUUUGGCACCUCCGUCUCUUCCCGUGUGUCUAUGGGAAGGGGACACCGAAGCUGGAGGCAAUGUGCGACUGUCCUGUGUUGUGGCAGAGGGCUUUCCUACUCCACAGGUGAUCUGGGAGAAGCUAGAACCCGAUAAGAUGACACUGCCAGUGAACAUGGAUGGUGACACGACGGGCUCGGUGCACAUUGUCAAUGUGUCUGCGCAGACCUCUGGCCUCUACCGCUGUUCAGUGACCAACCCACUGGGAACCCAGCACUGCUACAUUAACCUGUCUGUCUAUACACCUCCGGAUAAUUCUCCCGGCAUCCUGCAGGGUGUGCUGUUGAGUCUCUCCAUGGCCCUGCUCCUGCUGGCUCUGAUGGUGCUGGUGCUGUGGCUCCACCGUUCGGCACAGGAGAGCAAAUGGAGGAACAGCCACGAGGAAGAUGAGUGCUAUAAUGAGAUCAAAUACACACCCUCUCUCAUUAAACGCUCUUUUGUUUGAGACAAGGAUGGGAAGUGAUCAUCUGGAUCAUCUCUGCACUAAUCUAUGGUGAAGGCCAGUUUGUGUCAGGCUACAUAAAGCACACAUUUAUACAUUUUCUGAUAAAGAAUCCUUUCAGGUCCAGUGCUUUUUAAGUGCUUAAAUGCAUUAAAGUUACCCAAAGACUACAGACACGGUAAUUGAUAGCAUGCCACAAAUGCUAUAAAAUCCAUUUGAAUUGUAUUUAACCCAGAAUAUAAAGUUAGGGGCUUCUAAAGCACAAG